Molecule: messenger RNA, 756 nt
Organism: Dipodomys ordii (Ord's kangaroo rat)
Lineage: Eukaryota; Metazoa; Chordata; Mammalia; Rodentia; Heteromyidae
Gene: Sncb
Product: synuclein, beta
Exons: 5
Coding region: 47-451 (134 amino acids)
Biological process (GO): synaptic vesicle endocytosis; synapse organization; chemical synaptic transmission
Cellular component (GO): neuronal cell body; axon terminus; cytoplasm
Molecular function (GO): cuprous ion binding
Source: RefSeq, a predicted model, not a curated record
CACCCGCGCGUGUGUUCGCCCCCCCUCCCCACUCCAGGCCGCCAGGAUGGACGUGUUCAUGAAGGGCCUGACCAUGGCCAAGGAGGGCGUCGUGGCUGCGGCCGAGAAAACCAAGCAAGGGGUCACCGAGGCGGCCGAGAAGACCAAGGAGGGCGUCCUCUACGUCGGAAGCAAGACACGAGAGGGCGUGGUACAAGGUGUGGCCUCAGUGGCUGAGAAAACCAAGGAGCAGGCAACGCACCUUGGAGGUGCUGUGUUCUCCGGGGCUGGCAACAUCGCUGCAGCCACAGGUCUGGUCAAGAAGGAGGAGUUCCCCACCGAUCUGAAGCCAGAGGAAGUGGGCCAGGAAGCUGCUGAGGAGCCUUUGAUUGAACCCCUGAUAGAACCCGAAGGGGAGAGCUAUGAGGAACCACCGCAGGAAGAAUAUCAGGAAUAUGAGCCAGAGGCCUAAGGACCAGGGUCGGUCCUCACCAGCAGCACAAUUUCUUUCCUGUCCCCCCAGAUCGGCCCCAUCCUGGCCCCACCCCACAACCAGGGCUGUCCUAAUUUACCUCCCCCUCCCCCGCCUCUCCUGAGCCCCCCAAAACACGAGAUCUUCCUUCUGCUCCGAGGCAACCCCCGACCCCACUUCCUUUCCUCGGAGCCUGUGUUCGUUAUCUGUCCAUCUGUCUGUCCUCCUCCGCCCCCGGGCGUCCUACCCUUGGGAGGGGGGGAGCCAUAGACUGGAUGGGGGGGAGGCCCGAGACUAUUCCCUGG